Paramisgurnus dabryanus is the source of this 2109-nucleotide messenger RNA. RefSeq lists its product as uncharacterized. Gene Ontology annotation, molecular function: cysteine-type peptidase activity. The record is from RefSeq and is a predicted model, not a curated record. Gene Ontology annotation, biological process: proteolysis. Lineage: Eukaryota; Metazoa; Chordata; Actinopteri; Cypriniformes; Cobitidae.
CAAGUCAUCUUAUCAUAUAUAUUUAUUCUGUAACGCGACGACGCCUUCAGACCAUCAUUUAAGUGUUGAUCUCAGUCAUCUUAUCAUAUAUAUUUAUUCUGUAACGCGACGAUGCCUUCAGACCGUCAUUUAAGUGUUGAUCUCAAGUCAUCAUAUUGUAUUUAUUCUGUUGUAAGACAUUGACCAUUAUUUUCAUCUGAUGUGUGGUAGUGAGCCAAUAUGACAUACGACGGUAUAUAUGGUAUGUCUCAAAUCUGCACAGUUGUCUGUAGCAGUUGUCAGAGUCAUUUAUAUGACAUCUCAUUAGAAAGGGUGUGAUAUAGACCGUUUCAAAAUAUGUAAACAUCACUGGUCCAGAAGCACUUCCUGUUUCAGGUUUUUAACACUAGAUAAACGUUGGGAUAAAAUAAACCAACAGAACAUAUAGAACUGAAUUAACUGAAGUUAAACAACCAUCUUAAAUAUAAUAAUGAUAUAUGUGAAAUAAACAAAAAUACUGUCACAAACUGUAACAGGAAGUGUUUCUGGACCAGUGUUGUUUACAUCUUUUGAAAUGGUCUAUACAUGAUUUAGAUUUUAAAUACCAUGGUUGUUCUGCCUUUUUAAAUAACAUAAAUUAAAAUUUAAUAGUGUCAUAGAAUGGUGUCAAGAGUAUAACUACUGUAUCAAUGAAACAUGAUCUAAAUUCUUGCUUCUGUGUAUAAAGGACAGCAAGUGGAAAUAAGAGUUGAGAGAAUGGAAGAUGUUGAAGUAUUAAAACGUUUGAAAAUGAAGAGGCCAACAUUCAAAGUUGGAAGUGUUGGGCCAUAUAACAUCCAAAUAAAUAGUUUGACCACUUUAGUGGAAGACGACAAAGUUUCUGAUGAGGUCAUGGAUUCCAUAUGUGAUGUUCUAAGCAGGAUUCGCCCAGGUGUUGUACAUAUAAAUUCUCAGGCACUAACCAAAAUAUUGGAUGGGUCCAAAAGGGCAAAAAGCCACUAUUUUAUCAAGAAUAACAUUUUUGAGGGGACAACAGAGGUGUUUGGCCCUUAUCUCGAGGGUGGUAAUCACUGGACAUUUUUUCAUUGCAAUGUUGACAAAAGAUGUAUCACUUACUUUAACUCCUUUGGAGAGAUGGAGUGGCAGUGCCAAGCAAUUGCCCAACACUGGUGUGAUUUUGCCACUGCAAGGGGAGUUCAAGGAGAGUGGGUCCUCAAAACUACAAAACACAGUUUGCAAACAGACUCUGUCUCAUGUGGUGUCCACACACUUGCAUUUGCCACAGAAUUUAUAAAGUCUGGUGGUUGCAUUACCUCCUUCCAGUGCCCUGCAAUACAACAGGAGAGAACGCGCCUUGCCUUGCUUUUGUACCGGUCUUUAGACCGAACCAAAACAUGUGGAAUUUGUUCCAAAAAUGUGUUGGGGAGAAAAAGAGCAACAUGCACCUGUGGGGCAGUGCUGCAUUUACAGUGUGCAGCCACACCUGUGUGCUACAUAUGCCAAGAUGACAGCAACUCGUUAUCCCAGAUCUCUUUGCCUACAGCAGCCACGUCAGCGCUCCUGGCUGACACUGACCUGGUAGAACAAUUCUCUAGAUCUGCAGAAUGCUCUGCACUACAACAGGAAGAAACAGUUAUGGCCAUGUUGGGCACCAUAGGAAUACCUAUGGCUUGUUGCACUGAGGAAGAGAUGGAAGAGGAGGACAAGGAAGAAAAGAAGCAUGAGCAAGACAACCAAGAAAGACAUAGGGAAGAUGAGGGAAAGGUGGAGAAAGAAAAGAAAGUGUACAAAGUUUUAGGGAGGCUAACGUCACAAAGAAAGUGUUACGAGGUAGAUGAAGAUGAGUUGAGGAGGAGGGUCAAAGGAGAAAACAUGUCCACAAACAUGUUUCGAAUGUUAAUAAGGGUUUGUAUUUCUGUUAUAUACAUGCAUUUAAGUAUAAAGCACAAAAGUUUUAACGUCAAAUUAUAGGUCUAAGACUGCCAUGUUUUUGUGGUUUAAUAGAUGUGUAGCAACUUUUCUUAAAUCAAAACUCUUAGCUACUCUCCCCUUAAUAGUUUGGUCAUACGCAAUAUGGCACAUUGUAUUUCGACAGCCUGCUUUCAUUCUUUAAAUCUGGGACACUUCUUC